AUGACAGAAACGGUUGAGCACAUGUUUUUCUUUUGCAAGCACGCAGAGUACAUCUGGAAUGCAGCACCAAUCAAUUGGGAUGGGUUAAAGGAUUUUAGGCACAAUUUUUGGCAUUGGAACUGUCCACGAAGAACUGCAAAUAAAGCUAUACAUGAGUGGUCUGAAUAUAAAGAAGUGAGCAUUGGAGAAGACAAAACAGAGGAAAACGGGGAAAAACAAGUGGCAGAAUCGAGUAGAUGGCAUCCACCCCCGCAGGGGUUUAUCAAGCUAAACUCUGAUGCAGUUUUGGAGCAAAAGGAAAGGAGAAUAGGUUGGGGGGUAGUGGCCAGAAGGGAGGAUGGGGAGAUUGUUGGAGCUUGGGCAGGAGGUGAAAGGAGAGACGAAAACCCAACAGUGGAGGAAGCCUUAGCAAUCAGAAAAGCUGUCAUCAAGGCAAAGCAGAGUGGCUGGAACGAAGAUGUCAUCCAAUCUGACUGUAAACAAAUGGUUGAUAAGCUCAAGGAUAUGAAUGCUGAAGAUUCAGUUACAGGGACUAUCUUAAUUGAUAUACUGAAGCUAAGCCAAGGGUUCGAUGAAUGUUGCUUCUCAUUUGUUAAAAGAGAUGGUAACUGA
Messenger RNA from Coffea eugenioides, 612 nucleotides. RefSeq lists its product as uncharacterized. The record is from RefSeq and is a predicted model, not a curated record. The transcript is spliced from 2 exons. Gene Ontology annotation, molecular function: nucleic acid binding; RNA-DNA hybrid ribonuclease activity. Bases 1 to 612 code for a protein of 203 amino acids. NCBI's taxonomy places the organism in Eukaryota, Viridiplantae, Streptophyta, Magnoliopsida, Gentianales, Rubiaceae.